Messenger RNA from Dermatophagoides farinae (American house dust mite), 915 nucleotides. The record is from RefSeq and is a predicted model, not a curated record. Lineage: Eukaryota; Metazoa; Arthropoda; Arachnida; Sarcoptiformes; Pyroglyphidae.
AUGAUUCUUAUAGUAUUCAUUUAUGUUUGGUGGUGGCUAAUGUUGGGCCUUUGUUCUGUUCACUGUUCACCAGAAUUCACUAACGGCAACGAACCACAAUCUCAACAGAAUAAACACAACAACAACAACAAUAACAAUAAGAAUGAUUCGUGGAUCAUCUAUUCAUUUCAAUCGUUUGAUCAUAAUCCAUCGAAACAUAAUGAAAUUGAUAUGAGAAUUCAGAAUAUUGAUAAUAAUCCUAAAAAGAAUUUAACGCCAUCGGAAACAUUAUUGUAUCAUGGUUAUAUACCACCUGUCAAUCAUCUUGAAGAUCCAAAUGGUAUUAGUGAAAAUGAGAAAAGAGUAUCGGAUGAACCGACCACCGAAUUUUAUCAUUCUUCAAUUUAUGAUGAUAUUUUAAAAUCCAAUAAUUCCGGAAUGAUUGGUGAAACAAAAGAGAUACAGAAUCCACCUGAUUCAAUUCAAGAUCUUUUAGAACCGGCUGAAGCUAGAAGUACAAAUCUACCGGAAGAUGAUCCAUCCGAAGAUAAUGCAACAAAUCAAUCACCAGAUGAUGAUGAAGAUUUUGGACCAGAUCCAGUAGAUGAUGAUACUGAUGAUUCGGAGAUUAUUAUGCCACAAAUAUUUUUAUGGAGCAAUCCAAUCGAAACCAUCAAUGAUGAUCCAGAUGAGAAUGGUGAAAAAGAGGAUGAUUUCAAUCUAGAUGAAACACAAUUUGAUCAAGAAUAUCCUGAUAUGUUAGAUCCACAAGCAAGUUCACCAAUGGAAACAUCAGCAAGUGUUAAACAUGAAAUUACCAAUCAGACAAACAUGUUCGUACCAAUUCAUGACAAUACUGACAACAAUGCUAAUAUCGACAACAAUACAGCAAAUGUAGAAGCUAUUGUAACAGGUGAAACAAUUAUAAUCAAAUGA